AUGGUGAGAGGAUGGAGUUGGAUUGUUUGGAAGUUUCCCAAGUUUGACUUGGCAGUGUUAGGCAGUGGCGUACGGUGCAUGAACACCAAAUUGGACUUUAGGGUUUGGUUAGUACCACCCAUACAACCCGACCCUCAGGUUUGGUCAAAUAUCACAAUUCCACUAUACCACCACCUGUCCCCUUCUCGUUCAAACUUUUUCACCGUCAAUCCACGCGCUCCCAUUCGCGUCGUUUCUCAUGCAAACUCACCACAACACUGCACAUGCUAUCCUAACGCUACGCUAUCUAGCUCACAGCUACAGCUUAUUUGGCGUGGAAAUGGGGCACAAUUAACGAAAAAUGGUAGGAGGAAGCAUUGUGCCCCUCCCCUACCAAAGCGUUAUUUUGAUUUGGAAAAAAGAGAAAAAAGAAAGAGGGAGAGUUGCAGUGGGAGUGGUGGAGUCGCCCAACAUAGGGAUGAUGUAAUGAAGGGGACCGAUGGAACCGUGGGUGGGGCCCAGGGCUGA
This is a messenger RNA of Sphenostylis stenocarpa, 507 nucleotides long. Lineage: Eukaryota; Viridiplantae; Streptophyta; Magnoliopsida; Fabales; Fabaceae. The record is from the annotation of a GenBank genome assembly.